UUUUUGCAGUCAUGGACAGAUGUCCGAGUCACAUCUCCCCAGCUUUCUCGGGAAGCUACAUACAAACUUUCGCUUAAAAAUUCAACUCUUCAAUGCACAUCCUCAAGGGAAUCAGUAAACCCUUUUGUAGAACAAGCUGUGCAAUACUCAGUAGCAGCUUCUAAGGUGAUCUUCUCUGACAAGGAGAGAAAGGAUGACUUUACAAAACUCCUUUUGCAAGGUCUGGAUAUUACUAUCCUAGGUUGCAAUGAUUUUUAUUCAUUCCGAAAUCAGAUCGAGGCACACGGGCUUCCCUUGACUGCAGAAGCACUGGCUGCAAUUCCACCCUUCUCUUCAAUUACAUUUAACGUGGAGGAGGCCAAUGGGGCUGCUGGAAGAUGCAAACCUGAGGUUGCGAAGACUGGACUAGGCUCAUCAGCAGCAAUGACCACAUCUGUGGUUGCAGCUCUUCUUCAUUACCUUGGAGUUGUUAAUCUUCCAUUUUCAAAUAUAGAUAUCUCCAGUGAAUCUGUUGAUUCAGAUCUUGAUUUGGUACAUAUCAUAGCUCAAAGUGCACAUUGCAUAGCUCAAGGGAAAGUUGGCAGUGGUUUUGAUGUCAGUGCUGCCGUCUAUGGUAGUCAGCGUUACAUUCGAUUUUCUCCUGACGUUCUUUCUUCUUGUCAGGUUACAGGAGGAUUCCAUUUGCCAGAUGACAUCAGUAAUGUUCUUAAAGUGAAAUGGGACCAUGAGAAGUUGAAAUUUUGCCUGCCUCCAUUGAUGACCCUCCUGCUAGGGGAACCAGGGACUGGGGGUUCCUCUACUCCAUCAAUGGUUGGUUCAGUGAAACAGUGGCAAAAGGCGGAUCCUCAGAAGUCUCUAGAAACAUGGAGAAGACUGGCAGAUGCUAAUUCAAAGCUUGAGGCAGAAUUCAAUAUAUUAAACAAAUUUUCUGGAGAGCAACGGGAGGCAUACAGCCAAAUCAUAAGUACUUGCAGUGGUCAUGCACCUGACAAGUGGAUGGGACAAGUUGCUGAUCAGUAUCAGGAGUUAGUUGUGAAAUCAUUGCUUGGAGCAAGAGAGGCUUUCCUUGAGAUCAGGUUUCAUAUGCAACAGAUGGGCAAUGCUGCAGGUGUUCCUAUAGAACCAGCAUCACAAACUCGACUUCUGGAUGCCACCAUGAGGAUGGAAGGAGUUCUAUUAGCUGGCGUUCCAGGAGCAGGCGGCUUUGAUGCUGUUUUUGCAAUCAUCCUGGAAGGAGCCACUGAUGCUGUAAGAAAAUCAUGGAGCUCGCAAGGGGUUCUGCCCAUGCUUGUUAGAGAAGAUCCUCGUGGAGUUUUGCUAGAAAGAAGUGAUCCUAGAGCGAAUGGACUAUCAUCAGCUAUUUCCUCCAUAAAUUUGAAUUAACAUUGAUAUUAUUCUCUUGAAUUGUUACUCAAAUGCAUGAUUGUUGAAGCUUGAUCUAUGUGUACGAGGAGGUUGUAACAAACAUCAUAGCAAUAAAACAAACAUCAAGAGAGUACUCUGUUUGACUG
Molecule: messenger RNA, 1511 nt
Organism: Asparagus officinalis (garden asparagus)
Lineage: Eukaryota; Viridiplantae; Streptophyta; Magnoliopsida; Asparagales; Asparagaceae
Product: phosphomevalonate kinase, peroxisomal-like
Exons: 8
Biological process (GO): isopentenyl diphosphate biosynthetic process, mevalonate pathway
Cellular component (GO): peroxisome
Molecular function (GO): ATP binding; phosphomevalonate kinase activity
Source: RefSeq, a predicted model, not a curated record